This is a messenger RNA of Brenthis ino (lesser marbled fritillary), 360 nucleotides long. The record is from the annotation of a GenBank genome assembly. NCBI's taxonomy places the organism in Eukaryota, Metazoa, Arthropoda, Insecta, Lepidoptera, Nymphalidae.
AUGCCUCUGACUCAGACAGAAAUAUCAAGGAGACAUAAUGAGAAACUAAAAAAAACGAAUCCUGAAAAAUAUUUAGACAUGGAAAAGAAAAUUAAAUCAAGAGCAAUUAAAGCUUACCAAAAUAAUAAGAGAUAUUUUUUGAUCGUACGAUGCAAAAAAAGAAAGGAAGGUUGUCACAGAACAAAAACUGUCCACACAAUCCAGUUUACAUCCAAUGAACAACCUGCCCAUACACAGCAUCAGCAUAAUAUGCAGAAGACCGGUCAAAUGAAAAAAAUCAGGAAACUCAAAACAUCUUGGCUGCACAAGUCGCAGAAAGACCUGAACAAAAUGAGACAAAAAGUAGAAGCAAUCCAUAUU